CGAGUACAUAUCCUACGAGUCCAGUAAGAAGGUUCAUAGACAACCAAUAUGGCCGGCGCCUCCACCAACGCCAUUGCCCUUGUGCUUGUGGCACUCCUCUCUGUGCUCGUCACGUCCGUCCGUUCUGCGGCCAACUACGACACCUCCGCCGCUAGAUCCUACAACUCCGGCUGGCUCCCCGCCAAGGCCACCUGGUACGGUGCGCCCACCGGCGCCGGCCCCAACGACAACGGCGGUGCUUGUGGCUUCAAGAACGUGAACCAGUACCCCUUCUCCUCCAUGACGUCCUGCGGCAACGAGCCUCUGUUCGACGCCGGCGCAGGCUGCGGCAGCUGCUACGAGAUCCGAUGCGUCGCUGCCAACAACCCAUCGUGCUCCGGCCAACCGAGGAGGGUGGUCAUCACCGACAUGAACUACUACCCUGUGGCUAGGUACCACUUCGACCUCAGCGGCACAGCGUUCGGGGCCAUGGCCAAGAAUGGCCUCAAUGACAAGCUCCGCCACGCCGGCAUCAUCGACAUGCAGUUCAGGAGGGUGCGCUGCAACUUCCCGGGCAUGAAGGUCACCUUCCACGUCCAGCGUGGAUCCAACCCCAACUACCUCGCGGUGCUCGUGGAGUACGCCAACGUCGACGGCACCGUGGUCCGCAUGGAGCUCAUGCAGACCAGGAACGGGCGCCCGACGGGGUCCUGGGAGCCAAUGCGCCGCUCCUGGGGAUCCAUCUGGCGGAUGGACACCAGCCGCCCGCUGCAGGGGCCCUUCUCCAUGCGCAUCACCAGCGACUCCGGGAAGACGCUUGUGGCCAACAAUGUCAUCCCGGCCUACUGGCGGCCGGACAAAGCCUACUGGUCCAACGUCCAGUUCUACUGAUUGGCUUACUAAUUACGUACUUCUCUGAUCGCUGCCGAGUUGGUGCUCCCAGAGUUCUCACCAAACGGUACCUAUUGUUUGAUAAGGCCGGCCUUGUAAGUUGUAAUGCAAUUAUGCAAAUGCAUAGGUCUUCAGAGAGGUAUUUCCGUAUUUGCAAAAAAAGGAACUGGUAUUUUUUCAA
Triticum aestivum (bread wheat) is the source of this 1051-nucleotide messenger RNA. Its product is annotated as expansin-B2. Bases 49 to 870 code for a protein of 273 amino acids. Gene Ontology annotation, cellular component: extracellular region. Gene Ontology annotation, biological process: sexual reproduction. Lineage: Eukaryota; Viridiplantae; Streptophyta; Magnoliopsida; Poales; Poaceae. The transcript is spliced from 3 exons. The record is from RefSeq and is a predicted model, not a curated record.